CAAAUAUGAUGCAAACUGGUUUUCUCUCGGGUUUAAAAGAUUCAGGCUUGUUUCAUCUUUAUUCGGGAAUCGGUUCAAGUUUUUCUCUCAUUUUGUUUUCAGAAAUCGGAGAUAAAACCUUUUUUCUUGCAGCUCUAUUGGCAAUGAAAUAUUCCAAACGAAUAGUAUUCUUCGGAACUUUGAUGGCACUCGUUGUUAUGACGAUACUUUCAGUAUUGUUGGGACAGUUGUUUCACAUGUUUCCCAACCAGCUACAUACUCUUCCUAUAGACGACUAUGUGGCAACUGCCUUGCUGUUUUGGUUUGGAAUCGAUAAUAUACGUGAAUUCCUUAAAGUUGACGAAAACUCAUCCGAGACAAACAAGUGGCAAGAAGACCUGUAUCAGAACAAAUAUGCUUCAGCUUCAAAAUUUCAAUACGGCAUUCUCGACUUUCGUAGUGCUGCUCUACGUCAAGCGCUACAAGUCUUUUCUAUCAUCUUCACUGCAGAAUGGGGAGAUAAAUCUAUGCUUGCUACAGUAGCCCUUUCUGCAACCCAACCACCAAUUGCCGUAACGUUAGGAGCCGCGAUGGGUCAUUUAUUGGCAACCGUCUUGGCAGUACUUGGAGGUUCCGCUAUUAGUCGGUAUGUAUCCGAAAGGUUUCUUUUCCUUCUGAGUGGAUUGUUAUUUCUUCUUUUUGCAUUUUUGACUGCUUUGAAUCUCUUUUAAAAUUUUCUGAGAGUGAGGACAGCUGUUACUCCGCUAAGCCAUUAGAGGUGGAAUCUUGCUGUGUGCCAUAUCUUUCUUCAAGCUCCAUAAAAAUAGCUUCUGGAAGUAUUCGAGAAUUCAAAGCUCCAGCUCGUUGAAAUUCAUCCUUGUCAAAGUUAAAAAGCGGAGGUAAGGCUCUUCCAUUAGGUAAUGUAGCAUCACUUUUUCGUAAUUCAUCAAAAAAUGGAUGUGCAAGUGCUUCCAUUGGUUUGAUUCGUUUUUCCGGAAGAUAUUGUAAAAG
Molecule: messenger RNA, 990 nt
Organism: Galdieria sulphuraria
Lineage: Eukaryota; Rhodophyta; Bangiophyceae; Galdieriales; Galdieriaceae
Exons: 2
Coding region: 6-710 (234 amino acids)
Biological process (GO): calcium ion transmembrane transport; Golgi calcium ion homeostasis; manganese ion transmembrane transport
Cellular component (GO): Golgi apparatus
Molecular function (GO): manganese ion transmembrane transporter activity; calcium ion transmembrane transporter activity
Source: RefSeq, a predicted model, not a curated record